GAUUUCCUAAGUUCAACACGUUGGACAAACUUUGAAGGGAACUUAAGCAAAUGCCAGAGUAGAUUUAACAGAUGUCCAACAUUUAAGGUGUAUACACUUGCUUGCUUGUACCAAAGUUUGGAACGUCAGUUACACACUUGAGCAAAUGUCCGGCCAUUAAAACUCAAUUUAACGAAGUUUCGUGUAUAAAACUGUGUUUGUGUAUAUACAUAUAUACCUGUGUGUGUGUGUGUGUGUGUGUGUGUGAAAAAUUGGCUAGAAAAGUCGGUAAAAAUAAAUCGUUGCUUCCCGGGAAGGUUUUCCCAAUUCAUGUGAAAUUAUAAGCAAGCUAGCAAUUAAUACUAUAGAUUAGUGGAAUCAAAUGAGAAUGCUUGGAACAAAAGCAUGCCAGAAAAUAACCAUACUUAAAGCCUCGGUAUUUGAAGAGUAAUUCAACUUCUUCACUUGAAAGCAACAAAUUAAAAUCUGUCUAUAUAAACACCUCAACCUCUUUCUUCCAUUACAUCAGAAUUUACGGGAACCUACAGACGGCAAGAAAGAUGGACGAAAUCCCUCUUUAUUAUGCCUUCUCUCUCUCUCUCUUCCUUUGCUGUGCUAUGGCUCAUGAUUUUUCAAUUUUGGGUUAUUCCCCUGACCACUUGACUUCCAUGGAUAAGAUGGUUGAGCUUUUCGAAUCGUGGAUAUCAAAACAUGACAAAACUUACAAGGGCAUUGAAGAGAAACUUCAUCGAUUAGAGGUAUUCAGAGAUAACCUGAAGCACAUUGAUAAAAAAAAUAAGGAAAUCAGCAGCUAUUGGCUUGGGUUGAACGAACUUGCUGACUUGACCCACCAAGAGUUCAAGAAACAAUAUCUGGGUUUGAAACCUGAGCUUCCCAGAAAGAUGCAAACUGACUACGGAGACUUCACCUACAGAGAUGUGAAUCAUUUUCCUAAGUCUGUUGACUGGAGAAAAAAAGGGGCGGUCACUCUGGUUAAGAACCAAGGUGCAUGUGGUAGCUGUUGGGCCUUCUCUACUGUUGCAGCUAUUGAAGGCAUAAAUCAUAUAGUCACAGGAAAUCUAACUUCCUUGUCAGAGCAAGAGUUAGUUGAUUGUGACCGGGAAUUCAACAAUGGCUGCAAUGGAGGUUUAAUGGACUAUGCCUUUGAGUACAUCAUCUCUAAUGGUGGCCUUCACAGAGAGAUAGACUACCCAUAUCUAAUGGAUGAAGGCACUUGUCAAGAGCAAAAAGAAGACUUGCAGGUGGUGACCAUAACAGGUUAUCAUGAUGUGCCAGCAAACGAUGAAGCAAGUCUUCUCAAGGCACUGGCACACCAGCCUCUUAGCGUGGCUAUUGAGGCUUCUGGCAGAGACUUCCAAUUUUAUAGUGGGGGGAUAUUUGACGGACCCUGUGGAACUAAUCUAGAUCAUGGAGUGGCAGCAGUCGGAUAUGGAUCGUCAAAGAAUUCAGACUAUAUAAUAGUGAAGAACUCAUGGGGGCAGAUGUGGGGAGAGAGAGGAUUCAUUAGGAUGAAGAGAAAUACUGGGAAACCCGAAGGACUAUGUGGCAUCAACAAAAUGGCCUCAUAUCCUACUAAAACUAAGUGAUGUACUUAUCCAGUCUUCAGUUGUCACUCACAAACAUUUUUUUUCCUAUUUUAGUUUCAUUUUCAUCCCUUAAUUAAGACAGCUUAAAAUUUUCAUGAUCUUAAUGCAAUUAAUGCUCAUUCAGUUCAA
Messenger RNA from Carica papaya (papaya), 1715 nucleotides. RefSeq names its product xylem cysteine peptidase 1 (gene XCP1). Gene Ontology annotation, biological process: proteolysis. The record is from RefSeq and is a predicted model, not a curated record. NCBI's taxonomy places the organism in Eukaryota, Viridiplantae, Streptophyta, Magnoliopsida, Brassicales, Caricaceae. Gene Ontology annotation, molecular function: cysteine-type peptidase activity.